AUGUCUGCAGAAGAAAAUUUUGAACAGUUUGAGGAUGAAGAGGCAGAAAUUCCAAUCGGCGGGACUCUGCCUGGAGGAAGAAAACGGCUCUUUUCCAAGGAACUGCGCUGCAUGAUGUAUGGCUUCGGCGACGAUCAGAAUCCUUAUACAGAAAGCGUCGACCUGUUGGAGGAUUUGGUUAUCGAAUUCAUAACAGAAAUGACACAUCGAGCUAUGGAGAUUGGACGCACAGGACGAGUUCAAGUGGAAGAUAUUGUAUUUUUAGUAAGAAAGGAUUCCAGGAAAUAUGCCAGAGUGAAAGAUCUUUUAACAAUGAACGAGGAACUUAAGAAAGCAAGAAAGGCUUUUGAUGAGGUUAAAUAUGCAGGUACUGUCAAAGAUUAGACAUACGAUUGUAAUGUUAUAUCCAUCAACGAAUGUAAAAAUUGAAUGCGUAUAUAAGUUUGUAUUAAUCUACUUGAAUCAUUUAUUUAAUUAAGAGAAUUUUUCAAAUCAGCAUGUUCAAUUUGCAAGUAGUAUUAAUGCAGUUUGUUUGAUUACAUAAUUGCUCCGCAUAUACAUUUCGAGUAAAGCAAUUGUUUUUGAUUAAUUACAUUUAUUGCUGGGAUAACGUCGCUUUAGUUUGCAAUAACUUUAUAUAAUUGUUUGCAG
Trachymyrmex septentrionalis is the source of this 651-nucleotide messenger RNA. RefSeq names its product transcription initiation factor TFIID subunit 13 (gene Taf13). The transcript is spliced from 3 exons. The record is from RefSeq and is a predicted model, not a curated record. Lineage: Eukaryota; Metazoa; Arthropoda; Insecta; Hymenoptera; Formicidae. Gene Ontology annotation, molecular function: protein heterodimerization activity. Gene Ontology annotation, cellular component: transcription factor TFIID complex. Gene Ontology annotation, biological process: transcription by RNA polymerase II. Bases 1 to 384 code for a protein of 127 amino acids.